Messenger RNA from Vitrella brassicaformis, 1411 nucleotides. Lineage: Eukaryota; Vitrellaceae. The record is from the annotation of a GenBank genome assembly.
CUGGAGUCUAACGCUAGAAAGGUGUUUCUUGUGAUGGAAGGUGAGAACUGUUUCAUUUGCUGGGACGCCGAGAAGGGAGAAAAACUCGAGAAGCCGUGCAAGUGCCGUGCCGCUCAUCGCAGCUGCCUCGACGAGUGGCGCACACUGAGUGAGAAUCACCGGGAGGGGAAGGCACGCCGAAGAUCACUCUCUGUCCGAUGCAGGCCAGCAUCCCACCCAUUGCGAGAUCUGCAAGAGGUGAGUGGCGUCACAGCACGGAACUGCCUGAUAUUUUGUCUUGUUGUGUGCCAGCAAGUACCCCACAGCCGCCCCCCUCUCGGCGACCCUUCCGACGUUGUCCGAGCUGCGGUGGUUCAUCGUCGUCCGCCUCGCCGCACCCCUCCUCGUCCUCAUUCCCUUUUUGUUUAUCCCCCUGCCUCACGAUGUGGUGACGGAACUCAGCUGCAUCGACCCCGUCAAGGUGUGCAACGACCCCGCCGUGCACUCGGCGUGGGCAAAGAUCUGCCUGCGCCUCGACUACGACGCGUAUCGUGCCAUACACGCCAACCGCAACAUCGAGGGCAUCGACGACAACCGCUUGUUCACCCUGAAGGAGAAGAUAAUCCUUUGGAGUCGCAUCACUCCCAAGUGGCUGCGUCAGCUGAUUGAGUUUGCAGUGCUGCAGCGGGCCCUGCCAGUAUGUCAACACACCGCCCACCCUGUUCUCCUGCAUCCAUGGUUGUUUGGGGCUUUGCUGUUCAGGAGUUUCUCAUCCUGUUUGCAACGCCGUGGCUCUUGAAGGCACUCGCCGAGGUCGCCCCCCAGCUGCCCAACCCCAUCUGGCACAUCAUGACCUUUCGCAAGCGGCUCCACGGCGAGCAGCACAGGCAUAGCUUCCUUGCCCUCUGUUUUCCUAUGGCAGUCAAUAUGACAGUUCAUAUUGUGCAGUUCAUGUUAUGGGGCACGGUGGGUCAUCUCUAUACAACACCAACGCAAUAUUUGAUGCGGGGCUGGGGCUGAUUGGUGGGGAUUGGGUGCCACGGCUGGGCAGGGAGGGCAGCUCAACGCUAUAAUCCGCUUGGUUUCACUAUGCGCUUGCGCGAGGCACAAUUGGCGAGGCGUGAUGGAUGGAUGAGCUGACGAGGCGGAUACAAUGAACAAGCGAUAGACAGAGGGCGACCGAUCGGUGCUCAAUCGAGUGCGUUGAUGAGAGUCAGAUCAACACGAUGCGUGUGUGUCCAUUGAUUGAUACAGCAGCAUGUACCUACACAUUUGUCAUGUACGUACGUGUCAUGGGUGAUGGGUGUGCGUGUGUGCGUCUUGACACAGAAAAAUGGCGUCACCUCACGUCGGUAUCACACCAAACUGAAGGAGGAAAGAGGAGGGAGGGCGAGCACACCAUUGGCCAAAGCCAGCUGUAUGAAGAAACGAG